GGAGAGUGCUCCGGAAUGGGUUUGGGGGAGCUCGUGGACGGGGGCCUCAGGACCGAAAACGUUAGGCUUCCUUCUACAGACCUGAAGAGAUGUUUGCUGUGGGUACCAUUCGGACCUGGGUUUCUUCGUUGUCUGCAGCAAGCGCUUUGUGAUGGAUUACACACACAAACAAACCCUGCCUUGUCAUUCUGCUGUUGUUGUGGGGCAGUGAGGUUGGCAGGUUCCUCACCAACUUCCCUCCUCCAGCAAGUGCUGCCGUCACCAGUGUUUACGUUGCCCUCUGCAGCUCAGUGGCAGAAUGGCCGGCGCAUGGCCACCCUCCACCAGAUGCACAAGGCGGGCAAACCCAAGAGGCCCCCUCGCAAGCUGGGCGCCACCUUUGGGCACCCUCAGCUCAAGGGUGUGGUACUCAAAACCAUGAUCCGCAAACCCAAGAAGCCCAAUUCGGCCAACCGCAAGUGCGCCCGCGUCCGGCUCAGCAACGGCAAGGAGGUGAUCUGCUUCAUCCCUGGAGAAGGCCACAACCUCCAGGAGCACAACAUUGUGCUGGUGGAAGGGGGGAGGACACAGGACUUGCCCGGCGUCAAGCUCAAGAUUGUGCGGGGGAAGUACGAUUGUGCCCAUGUGCAAAAGAAGUCGUGAGACUGUCCCAGGACUCGAUGUGAACUUUAAAUGGUGUUUGUAUUUAACAGCUGCUUCCUUGGGCAUCCUCAAGGUCAAGUUUAUUGUGAUCUGACUGUACAACCAAAUGAAACAACGUUCCUCUGGUCCACGGAGCACCCACACAGCACAUGGAACAAAAUAUUGCCAUAAAUAAUCAAUAAUUAAUAAAAUAAAAUUAAAAUGCAUG
Messenger RNA from Hypanus sabinus (Atlantic stingray), 850 nucleotides. It is a transcript of the gene mrps12, whose product is annotated as mitochondrial ribosomal protein S12. Gene Ontology annotation, biological process: translation. The record is from RefSeq and is a predicted model, not a curated record. The coding region runs from base 16 to 642 and encodes 208 amino acids. Gene Ontology annotation, cellular component: ribosome; small ribosomal subunit. Lineage: Eukaryota; Metazoa; Chordata; Chondrichthyes; Myliobatiformes; Dasyatidae. The transcript has 4 exons. Gene Ontology annotation, molecular function: structural constituent of ribosome.